Molecule: messenger RNA, 6661 nt
Organism: Equus caballus (horse)
Lineage: Eukaryota; Metazoa; Chordata; Mammalia; Perissodactyla; Equidae
Gene: RCOR1
Product: REST corepressor 1
Biological process (GO): negative regulation of DNA-templated transcription; regulation of transcription by RNA polymerase II
Cellular component (GO): transcription regulator complex; histone deacetylase complex
Molecular function (GO): transcription corepressor activity
Source: RefSeq, a predicted model, not a curated record
GCCAGUGAAGUGCGGGCGGCGAUGAGAGCGAAAGUUGCGCUCGGCUUGGCGCUGGGGGCUUGAAGCAGCUCCGCGCUCCGCCUGCCAGGGCCGCCCCCAGCCCCAACUCGCGCCCGCGGGCUCCCGCCGCGCCCCCGGCCCCGCGCCCGCCCGCACCCCCUCCCCCGGCCCGGCGCCCCUCCUCAGGAGCCGCGGGUCCCCGCCACUUUAGCCCGGCCCCGGCCCCCGCCGAUGCCGGCCAUGGUGGAGAAGGGCCCCGAGGUCUCAGGGAAGCGGAGAGGCAGGAACAACGCGGCCAGCGCGGCCGCCUCGGCCGCCGCCGCCUCCGCCGCGGCCGCCUCCGCCUCCGCCUCGGCCGCUGCCGCCUCGGCCGCCGCCGCCGCCUCCGCCUCCGCCGCCGCCUCGGCCGCCGCCGCCCCCAAUAAUGGGCAGAAUAAAAGUUUGGCGGCGGCGGCGCCCAAUGGCAACAGCAGCAGCAACUCCUGGGAGGAAGGCAGCUCGGGCUCGUCCAGCGACGAGGAGCACGGUGGCGGCGGCAUGCGCGUCGGACCCCAGUACCAGGCGGUGGUGCCCGACUUCGACCCGGCCAAACUAGCAAGACGCAGUCAAGAACGAGACAAUCUUGGCAUGCUGGUCUGGUCACCUAAUCAGAAUCUAUCGGAAGCAAAACUGGAUGAAUACAUUGCCAUUGCCAAAGAGAAGCAUGGGUACAACAUGGAACAGGCUCUUGGGAUGCUCUUUUGGCAUAAGCAUAAUAUUGAAAAAUCAUUGGCUGAUUUGCCCAACUUUACCCCCUUCCCAGAUGAGUGGACUGUGGAAGAUAAAGUCUUGUUUGAGCAAGCCUUUAGUUUUCAUGGGAAAACUUUUCAUAGAAUCCAACAGAUGCUUCCUGAUAAAUCUAUAGCAAGUCUGGUGAAAUUUUACUACUCUUGGAAGAAGACUAGGACUAAAACCAGCGUGAUGGAUCGCCAUGCUCGGAAACAGAAACGGGAGCGGGAAGAAAGUGAGGAUGAACUGGAAGAAACAAAUGGAAAUAACCCCAUUGACAUUGAGAUUGAUCAAAACAAGGAAAGCAAAAAGGAGGUGCCCCCUACUGAGACAGUUCCUCAGAUCAAAAAAGAAAAACAUAGUACACAAGCUAAAAAUAGAGCAAAAAGGAAACCUCCAAAAGGAAUGUUUCUUUCUCAAGAAGAUGUAGAGGCUGUUUCCGCCAAUGCCACUGCUGCUACCACGGUGCUGAGACAACUAGACAUGGAAUUGGUUUCAAUCAAACGACAGAUUCAGAAUAUUAAACAGACGAACAGUGCUCUCAAAGAAAAACUUGAUGGUGGAAUAGAACCGUAUCGACUUCCCGAGGUCAUUCAGAAAUGUAAUGCACGUUGGACCACAGAAGAGCAGCUUCUUGCCGUACAAGCCAUCAGGAAAUAUGGCCGAGAUUUUCAGGCAAUCUCAGACGUGAUUGGGAACAAAUCAGUGGUACAAGUGAAAAACUUUUUUGUAAAUUACCGACGCCGCUUCAACAUAGAUGAAGUUUUACAAGAAUGGGAGGCAGAACAUGGGAAAGAAGAGACCAACGGGCCCAGUAAUCAGAGACCUGUGAAGUUCCCAGAUAAUUCUGUCAAGAUGCCUGAAGAGGAAGACGAGCUUCACCAGGCUUUGACACUUGGAAGCUGGCCUCUGCACAGCCUCUGGACUGUGCCAGUGAAGAGGCGAGACCGCCACCUUGUCGCCUCUGGUCAGCCAAGAGUGGACACAGUCCCAGUGUCGGCGCCUCUCUGAGGAGCGUGAAGAACGCUUUCAGCGUCCACUGGCCAUCUCUCUGGGCUUCCUUUUUUAGCUGGAAUGUAGGAUUUGGUUAAAUAACUACCAUAAAAACCUGACUUCCAAAUCCAGGAUUGCCUCAGACAACAUUUAAAAUGCGCAGAUGGGAUCCCCCUGUGUGUACGACUUUGCAGUGUCGAAGGGUGUCCCCGACACUUCGCAGGUCCUCACCCGGAAGAGAAAAUAGAACGAGCACACUCGGUCACAGCACUGUCACAGGAGAGUAUGCCCGGUGCUGCUGCACGUCUGCGAGGAAGGAGAGACCCAGUCUUCUGGGACGAGACCUGAGGGUGGCCUCUAGGAGAGGAGGUCAAAGGCUCAGAGACCUCACUGUCCUUUCUGGAGGUGACUGUGCUAUAGAACAAGCGCCAAGGCCGGAGCCUGGCUUUCCUGCCAGGGGAGGGAGGAAGAAAGGAAGCCGCAGGGGGUGCAGGCAGGGCAGAGCGCGGAGGGGCAGGGCCGAGGACGUGGCCCUCUGUCAUUGCUGCUGGACGGCUACUAUGCUGGGCACCACAAAGGCACAGUUCAGGCUUGGCCUUUAAGGACUGAGAAGAAUAACGAGUACUGAGGAUAGGAAGUGGAGUUAUCGAGAUGUCGAGGGGAAGGUUUUCAGAGACUGGCAUAGACACCACGCGUGUAGAGGCAUAGAUUAGGAAUGGGGAGGAGACAAGUUAUGGGUCCCAAAAUCAAGGACGCAUGAAGAGCACAGGUCCUGGGCCCCUUCCUGUAACCUAGAGGGAAAGUGCACCUGUGUGCAAGUGUAUACAAGUCACCUCUUGUGCCCCACCUGACAUAAUCUUGGCCCUUGCUACAGCUCCGCCUUCAGGCAGGUGUAGCUGACAGCAUUCUCCUGGGGAGGCCCGUGAGAGCUCAGCCUGGAAGUGGGGGGAGUUCAGACUCCACCGGGGCAGCCUCUGGGUUAGGCGGGUCGGGGUUGGGCACAGGGUCCUCUCUGUGCUGCAGGUGGCUCGUUCCGAGGCACUUCUACGGGGCUCCACCUCCCGCCCCAUGGUGGUGACCAACUGAAAAAUGCACCCUGUGUCACUUUCCUAGUUGCUCCUGUUGCCUGGGGUCACUUUCAUGAUCGAACUUUUUGCAGAAACCCUCAUCAUAGGCUCUGCUUUCUGGUGAAAUCUAGACCAAGACAAUGCACGGAGAUGAGAAGAAUUUCUCUAUUCCCCACCAGGCCUUGGUUACCUCUCUUGAGGGCAGAGAUCUUGAGAGCACCUACCAAGCUGUAUUGCAGGAAAGGAAGUGACAGCACCCUUGUUGGAACUCCCGGUUUUUCAUGAUUUCCUCCAUCUUGGCUCCAUCCAGUGAACGCGUGUACUAAAAAGCAGAGCCAGCGUGUCGCCCACAGAUGCUCGAAGAUCCCGUCCUCUGUAGCCUCCACAUCCUCUGCUUCUGUGUUCAGGUGUCAUGUUCGGUGCUCACUCUUGGAAGUAAGAGAUGUGUGAAACGUUCCAAGUGGUCGAACUCCUUUCCUUCUCAACAGGUUUAAGUCUGUGCUUGCUCCUCUCUGCAGCUGCUUCAUGCUUGGGGCAUCAGUAGGGCCUGGACAAGCUCACAGGUGAUCCUGACUCAUGCUUGGGUCCGGGCUGGGUGGCACCAGCUCUCCCUCCCUGGUCCAUCUCACCACCUAAGUGGGGCUUCUGUUAGCACCUGUGGCCUGUGAGAGCCCCAUCCACUGGAGCUCAGGCAGGCUCCGCUCCUGUGUCCAUCAGCACCUCAGAGUGACGUGUCCAAGAUUGAGAGAUCUCUUCCCUCACUCUUUUUUCUGAGUUCUCUUCCUUGGUGUGUGGCCCUGCUAUAUACCUGGUCAUGAAACUGAAACACUGGCAUCUCCUGCCCCUUGAGUCUCUUCCUCCCUUAUUACUGCCAGUGACAGUUCAGGCCCUUCUCAGUCACCAGAGUUGACAGUGUAGCCUCCUAACUCGUUCCCAACAUUCCUCUUUCCUUUUCUCUCACUCAUUCGCCCAGUCAUAAUUAGGGCCCUUUCGUGGUUAAAAUGCUUCAUUUAUGUUCUAGAAAAACACACAGCCUUUCAUUCUUUGUUUUUAAAGCCAUGUAACAUUCCUGCUUCGGGAACGUCAUCCUGUGCUUUUCCCUGCUAUGGUGCCUUCCCCGUUCCACUUGGCACGGCCCGCCACGGCUCAGCCACAUGUUGCCAUCUCUGUGAAGUCCUGAUCACCGUCUCUCACCCCCCACCCUCAGCAGAGAGAAUCAUUCUCAGGGCUUCUAGCACUGACACCUCUCUGCACUUAACCUCUUUGUACUAUACUACGAAGAAAGGAUUCUGAAUUUUUGUUUUAUUCUUUUAAAUAGAUAACCAGUGUACUUAGUGUAAGAGGCAUGCAGUGAGAUGUAAGUUCCCCGUCCCUGUCCACUAACCAUCCAGCUCCCUCCACAGAAGCCACUGUUACCAGGUCCUCACAUCCUUUGACAGAUGAGCAAUACGUUUACAAGUGUGUGUGCUCACUGGUAUGUGUGCAAAUAAUCACUUUUCCAUACAAAUAACGUACUCUCUACACUGCUCUGUAUACCUUGCUGUUUUCACUUGACACACUUGGUCUUUCGAUAGCAGCACACGCAUAUCUAAAGUUGCUUCCUCCCUUUGUGGUGGUUUCAUGGUGUUCUGGUUGUGGUGCUCUAUCUAAUUAUGGCUGUAACAAUUUAUUUAAACUGUCGUCAGUUGCUGCUCGCUGAAAUACCAUUUGUAAUACCAGCAGACUGGAAACAACCUGUGUUGUUUUGCCCACAUACAAGUGUAGUUGUAGAAUAAAUAUCUAGGAUUGGAAUUUCUGGGUCACAAAUCUGUUCAUUUUCACCUUGAUACAUACUGCUGAUUGUCGCCCAGAGAGGCGGUGCCAGUUUCUCCUUCCUCUGCCGUGCACGAGGCGCUUGUUGCCCUGCGCCCUGCCCAAUACUGUGAUAUUAAACAUUUGAUCCAAGGUGUUUUAUAAGCUUUUAGUCUACUAGAUUGUGAGUCCCUGGGGUCAGGACUGUCAUAUUCAUCCUGGUUCCCAGAACUGGCAAUAUUAGGCACGUAAAUGCUUGUUAAAGGAAUGGGGAAAUUGGGUGCACUGAGGAAGAAAAGUAAAUGCCUGCCGGCCUUUGUGCUUGGAAAGGCCCUGUUACGGCUUAGCCUUGACUCCCAGGGAGUGGGAUUCACAACUGUCAAUUCCUGGACUUCUAGAGAUGGAUGAGCUGGGGUUUGGGGUUUUCUGGGUUCUUUGCUUGUUUCUGGAGCUAUCUGCUGUUUAGCUAGUUGUUGCCAAAGUACUGGGGACUUAAAGAUCCGGUGAUUGCAUUUGAAAUGAGGCUGAAGAGUAUUCUCCAGAUUCUGGUUUUCAGACCCUCCACAUCCCCUCCCUUACUCACUGCCCCUCCCUUAAUAGAGAGUCGGCUGACAGACCGUGAGCACGUGCGCAGUGUUCUGGCCUGGACAAGCUGCAGACACCUUCCAGCUGAGGUGCAGGCAGGGAGUGCUUUUGAGAACUAAAUGAGAAGUGGGAAGGGGCCAUCCUGUGUGGGGCGUCCUUGAGGAGGGCAUCCCAGAGGAGGUGACAGUUGAAGAAGGAGUGACAGCUAGCCCAGAGUGUUCCAGCAGACCCUGUGGUUUACAUGGGACGAGCCAGCCCCCUUGCAGUCAAGUCAGGGCUGUGCUUCCUCACCAUCCAAUGGAGGGUGUUAGAAGUGUAUAUGGUUUUUGGUGAUCCGUGCACCAACCUGGUUUCCUACCCAUGGCAGAUGCCUGGUGAAUGUACGUUGCUGCUCAGAAGACUUGGAGAAGGCAGAUCCCCCUGCAGGAACUGCAGACGGGAGGUGAAGGGCUACUGGCAGGGCCUGCAGUCCGCCCUGCUCCGAAGGCUUCCUUUCUCUAGGCCAUUCCUCUUGGCAGUCAGGAGCACAGGGCGUGACUGAGAAUCCGCUGACAGGAGGCCGGCCAAGCAUCCCCAGCUGUAGUUUGCGUUAGAAGUCCCCUGGCCUCAGGUCUGGGCAGGCGCUCGGGUCCGCUAACCUCUCUCCAGCAUCUGGCCGAGGAGAAGCUUUGCUGGAGGGGCCUCUUAGUCCUCCCGCAAGCACUUUGUGUAACAAAGUUAUUUUUGUGUAUGGUGGCUCAUGGGACUUAAUUGCUUGAAAAGUAAAUUAGCAACAAUUAGUCUUAUACUAUGGAUAGUCAUGUAUAGCAAAUUAUUUGUGAUUUUUAGUAAUAAUUGCUUAAUUUAUUGAAGAUUGCCGUGCCCCAAAGGACCAAACAUGCAUUGUUUGAUUGACUGCUCAUAGCAACCUUAUAAAUAGGGCCUCUCAUCCUGUUUCAUAGAAGAGGAAGCCAAGACAAAGAGAAGAAUGUCUUGCCCAAAUCAGACAACUAGAAAAUGCUAGAGUCAGGACCAGAAUCGCCCGAGGCUCUGCUCCAUUGCCGGCCUCUCAUUUAGACUCCGGAAUGCUGACUCAAGUCCUCCAUCAAUAACAAAAUCUGUUGUGAUCUUGGUCACUCCCUAACCUCCCUAGGCCUGUUUCCUCCCCUGUGAAGCAGGGAUGGUAGCCCUUUUCAAGGCGGGGGAGGUUGUACAUGGAAACACUUACAUCGAGCCCAGUGCCUGCACGGGAGAGAUGCUUGAUAAACGUCUGAGCCUUUCAUUCUCUAAGGACAAGUCUAGCAGUGUGCAUGUUGCUGGCAUCUCGGGGGGGGCAGGGUAAGAGCUGAGCAUUUCACAGCUCGUUGGCCUUCAAACAAAACCCUCACUUCUCUUCUCAACUACGCACCUCCAGUCUUACCUCCCAGACCGGGGAUCUUGAAGUGGUUUUGGUGGCAAUACAGAAUUUAUUGACCAUG